CGACUUCACAAUGGCGCCGAAAUCGAAGAGCGCGAAGAAAACCACAAGUACCGCCGCAGCCAGUCAACCUCCGAAAGAAUCCACAAGGCCAGAUUGGCCGCCAUUAAAACCACUCUUACCCGCUGCAGAUUUGACUGUCGAGACUCUUCUGGAGAACCAAAUCCUAACAAUUCCCCGGUUUUGGACGAGUACACUCUGCAAGAAUUAUGUUUCGUUUCUAUCGACUCUGCCAUUGACGACCACGCCGGGUAAACCCAAGAAAGGAGAGGCAGUGCGCGUUAAUGGUCGCUUUCAGAUCAAUGAUCCUGUCUUCGCUGAGCAGUUGUGGUCUGGCACGGCUUUGAAGGAGUUGGUGACGAAUUACACCGCGGAAGGGGAUCAUGAAGGUAAUGAACUCUGGAGUGGGGAUGUGAUCGGACUAAAUCCAAAUAUCCGAAUUUAUCGGUAUUCGAAAGGACAAUUUUUUGAUCAGCAUUACGAUGAAAGCAAUAACAUCCCUUUCCCUUCUGCAGACUCUGAUGCACCGCUACCAGCCAAGACGACUUGGACGUUACUGUUGUACUUGACCUCACCUGCGACUGGUUGCAAAGGCGGAGAGACUGUGUUCUAUCCCGAGCCGGCGAGUAAACGUGAAGCAGCUCCUCCUCCGGUAGUUGCGAAUCUCGAAGUCGGAAUGGUAUUGCUCCAUCGACACGGUAACGACUGUCUGUUGCAUGAAGGGAGGGAAGUGACCGAAGGUGAGAAAUGGGUCAUUCGAAGCGACCUGUGCGUCAAGAGAUGAAUGGGGUAGGCUGUCCACGGCCAAGCUGGAGAUCAGUACGCGCCUCAUGAAAGAAAAUGACUCGUCAGUCGACAUGAUUGACACAGUUCACUGCGAAUGAGAAAGCACAAUGUCGCAGCAUGUAUCUCAGCCGUGGUUUGGGCUUCGGCGCAAGAGGAAGAGGAACAUGCGUCUUUGAUAAUCUGCAGUGAUUUCGGACACGGCAUUUGCCCUGAGACGGCUGUUGAGCAAUACGACGUACUCUAUGGAACACUCGCAGAAGCCGCGGAGGAAGAUCAGCACGACAGAAAAG
Messenger RNA from Cercospora beticola, 1073 nucleotides. RefSeq lists its product as uncharacterized. The record is from RefSeq and is a predicted model, not a curated record. Gene Ontology annotation, cellular component: endoplasmic reticulum. Lineage: Eukaryota; Fungi; Ascomycota; Dothideomycetes; Mycosphaerellales; Mycosphaerellaceae. Gene Ontology annotation, biological process: peptidyl-proline hydroxylation to 4-hydroxy-L-proline. Gene Ontology annotation, molecular function: iron ion binding; L-ascorbic acid binding; procollagen-proline 4-dioxygenase activity.